This is a messenger RNA of Ascochyta rabiei, 825 nucleotides long. RefSeq lists its product as uncharacterized. Gene Ontology annotation, molecular function: oxidoreductase activity, acting on CH-OH group of donors; flavin adenine dinucleotide binding. Gene Ontology annotation, biological process: secondary metabolite biosynthetic process. The record is from RefSeq and is a predicted model, not a curated record. The transcript has 2 exons. The coding region runs from base 1 to 825 and encodes 274 amino acids. Lineage: Eukaryota; Fungi; Ascomycota; Dothideomycetes; Pleosporales; Didymellaceae.
AUGAGCCAAUACAACUUCACCAAAGACAUCUGGCCAAAUCCCGCGCAGAUCAACACGAACGCCAGUUUCAGAAACGAAGCUAUCGCCGAGUAUAAAGAGAACAACACCGGUCCAUAUGCAGCGUACAUUGUAUGCAGUGGCAUCUUCCUCCCCGGACCAGCCUUUCUUGGUAACCUCACAACCUCCCUGGUGCAGCAGGUCGAGGUCCAAGAUCCCUCCGAGUACCUUCCGGCUGAUACACCCCCCGAACUUGUCGCCGGCUACGCAGCCCAAAAGUCAAUCCUACUCGAUUCAUUCUUGUCCAACACGUCUGCCAUCCUCGAGCACCUGUUCCAGGGCUCGCCACGCGGCACAGCAAUCCUCCUCAAGCCUUUCUCGCGUGGCACGAUCCGACUGAACGCCACUGAUCCUUUAGGCCCACCAAUCGUCGACUACCGUCUCCUCAGCAACCCCAUCGAUUUGCAACUUCACAUCCGCAUGCAACAAUAUCUUCGCCACCACUUCGCCACAUCGCCCGCACUCGCGCCCCUCGGACCCGUCGAACUCGAUCCCGGCCCAAAUCUUCCCUCGGACACGGACGUAGAAGACUGGCUCAUCAAGCAGGACAAGUUGUACGCGAGUAACGCGCACCAAGUCGGCACUGCGGCCAUGAUGCCAAGGGAGCUAGGCGGUGUCGUGGACGGUGAGCUCAGAGUGUAUGGGACAAAGGGGUUGAGGGUUGUGGAUUGCAGUAUCAUUCCGUUGAUCCCAGGGGCGCAUACCAUGGCUACCGCGUAUGCGAUCGGAGAGAAGGCUGCGGACCUCAUCAAAGCUGCGAACAAGUAG